AUGCGCGAGCGCGUGAACAAAGCGAAAGAGAUCGAAGAUUCGAACAGUCCCUUCACAAGUAUGGACGUAGAAAGUGGCGCAACAAUGAUAUCGAGAAACAAGCAACAUCGCGGAAUAAACACUAUAGUCGUGCCGUGCUUGAACGGGAAUGGUUUCAUAUUUCGCGUUCCAAAGUUUUUCUGGUUGUUCAGAAGAAACGUCAACAUGAAACGACGAUAUCUGUUGGCGCUUGUUUUAAUAAUCGCAUUCGUCCUGUCUUCGUUCUGUGGGAUCGAUGGUUCAAAGUGCGCAAAGACGAAAUUAAAAUCGUUGAUGGGUAAUAGUAGACGAUUCCAAGUGCACAAGCACGACGCCGGCGUCGACGCGAUGUUGUUCAAAAGCGUUCGAGGGCGUAAUUCUUCCUCUUUGUCUUCUUCUUUUCUUACUGAGAAUGAUAACGACAACAACAACAACAAAAACAACAACAACAAUAACAAUAUCGCCAAACGCGUUGGUAUUCCCAAACCAAGAAAACCAGACGCCGAGCGGAGAUUGGAGCGACGAUUUGGACAACAAAGGAAAAUACCUCGGAUUGUUCAUCAAACGUAUUGGUCUCGAGAAGGGAUUCCAGACGAGUUGAGAAAGAUUUCAGAAACGUGGAAAUCGAUGAAUGGCUAA
This is a messenger RNA of Bathycoccus prasinos, 657 nucleotides long. RefSeq lists its product with no specific name. The coding region runs from base 1 to 657 and encodes 218 amino acids. Lineage: Eukaryota; Viridiplantae; Chlorophyta; Mamiellophyceae; Mamiellales; Bathycoccaceae. The record is from RefSeq and is a predicted model, not a curated record. The transcript has a single exon.